CGGAUUGCAGCAUCGGAUACACUAUCACGUCUUUAAUUCACUUUAUCCUGGCGGAGAUCUUGUAGAUAAGACACUAGCCUAUGAAUGGGGGGUCGAGAAAGCCGUGCUUGACGUGGGAUCAGGCCCUGGCCAUUGGUGAGCGAUUCGUAACACCCUGUUCGAAUCACCACAGAUUCGCGAGUACACAGGGCCAUCGAGAUGGCCAAAAAGUUCCCUCACGUCCAUGUGGUCGGUGUAGAUCUUGCACCACGUACAGACAUUCCAUCACAACCACCUAAUCUUCGGCUGGAAUUCGACGAUGCCAAUCUUGGCUUUCCUCACUAUCAUGGCUGCUUCGAUGUCGUCCAUUGUCGCUCAAUGUGUGGAGGUAUAAAUGAUCGGAAUUGGUUCUUCUCAGAGUUGGAACGUUGUCUACGCCCCGGAGGCGUCCUCAUCGUGAUUGACUGCGAAACUCCCAUACUAGACCAUAAUAAGCGGCCAAUGACACCCGCGUCAUUGGAUGGACACUAUCCACAGACUCGUGGGUGGAUGGCGCGUAUUAUGUAUGAGGCGGGACAAGAUUUUGCUGCACGUGGCGCUUCCCCUGUUUUCGGCAACAUAGCUAGCGAAUACUCCCGAGCUUUAAUGGCCACGGGAUCAUUGCCGAACCCGGUAGUUCAGCUAAUGCACAUUCCUCUUGGGCCAUGGCCAAUUGGGAACACAGAGGUGGAAACACGCUGGAUACGACAGCUUGGAGAAAUGAUGAGGCGAAAUGCAUUAGUGAGUGACUUUCAUUUUUUGACAUACUUGAAUUCCUUCUCUCUCCCAACACAUUGAUUUGCACGUUUGCAUGGCCACCCAUGACUCUUGCGUUGAGUACUAUUAUGAUCAAUCGUAGGAGUUCACACGAUCGUUACGUCCCACACUCAAAUACCGGGGUUUCAGUGACGAAAACAUCGGUAAAAUGCUGUUUGGGGCUGAACGAGAGAUGCUUGACCUAUCGGUGUGGAUGUACACACGGUGGGCGUAC
Molecule: messenger RNA, 1009 nt
Organism: Cantharellus anzutake
Lineage: Eukaryota; Fungi; Basidiomycota; Agaricomycetes; Cantharellales; Hydnaceae
Exons: 7
Coding region: 199-816 (205 amino acids)
Molecular function (GO): S-adenosylmethionine-dependent methyltransferase activity
Source: RefSeq, a predicted model, not a curated record